Molecule: messenger RNA, 1205 nt
Organism: Amorphotheca resinae ATCC 22711
Lineage: Eukaryota; Fungi; Ascomycota; Leotiomycetes; Helotiales; Amorphothecaceae
Exons: 3
Coding region: 271-1203 (310 amino acids)
Biological process (GO): phosphatidylinositol biosynthetic process
Cellular component (GO): membrane; Golgi apparatus
Molecular function (GO): CDP-diacylglycerol-inositol 3-phosphatidyltransferase activity
Source: RefSeq, a predicted model, not a curated record
GCACGCGAUAAGGAAUUUCCUAACACCUAUCCAACUUCAACGCCCUCCUUCACCAACCCCUCUUCUCUUCGUAACCCUGAUCCGACCCUAGGACUUCUCUUCUUCUUUUCUUACUUCUACUCUUCUUUGUAUCGCCCUCGCCCUCAGCUUUCCCCGCCCUAUCCGCAGCCCAUCGAAAUUCAUCCUAAAUUAAUUUCUACCACGCCAGGGGCGACACGCGAUAUAUCAGACAACAUCAUCCUCCUCGAACCGAACUGUGAUAAGGAGAGAAUGUCGAGUGUCAGGACCCGAAGACAGGCGGCGGCCGUGUCUACGCCUAAGACUCCCUCGCCGGCGCCCCGAGGACAGGUGGCCAUGAACGGAAACGGGCCAGUUCAUGGAUCUGCCAAGGGCGAGAAGGAGAACAUCUUCCUGUUCUGGCCAAACAUCAUCGGCUACUCUCGCAUCUUCCUCGCGUUUGCGUCCCUCUACUACAUGCCUCUCCAUCCCCGAACCUGCUCCGCUUUAUACAGUGUCUCGUGUCUGCUGGAUGCCCUAGAUGGAUAUGCUGCGCGCUACUUCGAACAGUCCACCAAGUUCGGCGCCGUUCUGGACAUGGUGACGGAUCGCUGUACCACUGCUUGCCUCCUCGUCUUCCUUUCUUCUGCCUGGCCCCGUUGGGCGCUCCUCUUCCAGGGUCUUAUCUCCCUGGAUAUGGCCAGCCACUAUGUUCAUAUGUAUGCGACUCUUAGCAUGGGCGGCUCAGACCAUAGCCACAAGUCGGUCGACAAAUCCAGGAGCUGGCUGUUGAACUUGUAUUACACGAAUAAGACCGUCCUCUUCCUCUGCUGCGCGCUGAACGAGACCUUCUUCAUCGCCCUCUACCUCCUAUCCUUCUCGUCGCCUCUCCUAUCGCCAUCGCUGCUCCAGGUCACGAAACCCGACAAUGCUACAGGAACACUUCAUGCCGGAAGCUCGAGCCCAUCUGGCCUUGCCGCCUCCCUCCUCAUGAACCCAUACAGCGCCGGCGCAUUGGAAUUGGCACGAGCGAACAAGAUGGACUCGUUCUGGCCCUGGGUCAUCGCUGGAGUCAGCCUUCCGGUCAUGACCAUCAAGCAGAUUCUCAACGUCGUGCAGUUAGUCAAGGCCAGCCGCUGGCUAGCCGAGGGAGAUCGCGAGGCCAGGAGAGCUGCUGGUCUGCCCCGGAGCAGGAAGACCAAGUGAGG